AUGGCGGAGAAGCCUACGAAUGAGACUAUCCUCCAGCUGCUCAAACAUGGAGCUGCUCACUUCGAGCUCGUUCCCUCACCAGUCCCCUCGAUUUCAGCUACCCCGCUUCAAAUGCGUUCCGUCCCCUUCUUCGCCAACAAUAGCCAUCGGUUCUUCGCUCGAAUUGGACCAGCACUAGAUAGGGGACCCCCUGAGACGAAGAAGAAGUUGGAGCAAUAUUCAGUUCAGAAAGUCACCGGAGAUGGCCGCUGUCUAUUCCGUGCGUUGGUAAAAGGAAUGGCUUUGAACAAGGGUAUUCCGCUUAAGCCACGGGAAGAGAGAGAUGAUGCAGAUGACUUGAGAAUGGCUGUUAAGGAGAUUAUUUGCCAAAGUGGUAAUGAACGCCAGCAGUAUGAAGAAGCAUUGAUUGCAAUAACAGUUGAUGAACCAUUGAAGCGUUAUUGUCAAAGAAUAGGACGUCCCGACUUCUGGGGUGGGGAGUCGGAGCUUCUGGUACUCUCAAAAUUGUGUAGACAACCAGUCAUAGUUUACAUUCCAGAGCACGAGCAUGUGAGAGGUGGAUGGGGCUCGGGAUUUAUCCCAAUAGCUGAAUAUGGAGGCGAGUUCAGCAAGGGCUCCUUCAUGGGCAAGCCGAAGAAAGCUGUGAGGCUUCUUUACAGUGGCAACAAUCAUUAUGAUCUACUCGUCUAG
Linum trigynum is the source of this 690-nucleotide messenger RNA. The record is from the annotation of a GenBank genome assembly. Lineage: Eukaryota; Viridiplantae; Streptophyta; Magnoliopsida; Malpighiales; Linaceae.